Molecule: messenger RNA, 744 nt
Organism: Neoarthrinium moseri
Lineage: Eukaryota; Fungi; Ascomycota; Sordariomycetes; Amphisphaeriales; Apiosporaceae
Exons: 1
Coding region: 1-744 (247 amino acids)
Source: RefSeq, a predicted model, not a curated record
AUGUCCAGCUUCUUGAGCCUUCCCCGCGAACUUCGCGACCAGAUUUAUGAACUUUGCUUACUGCACCAAGACCUUCUCGACCCUUGGCACAAUCAAAGCCAGGAGAUCACCACUGGGGUCCUUUGCGCGAGCACGGUUGUUCACCGCGAAGCGAGUACGCUGUUCUACGGCCAGAAUACCUUUGAUUUUACCGCUGUUACUCUUGAGGGAGUAGCCACGUUCCUUCAGACAAUCGGCAACAAUGCCGCCCUUAUUCGGCAUGUUCAUAUCGACUUUCCACUAUUUCGCACUCUAGGCCCUAGUAAUAUCACUUUUGACGACACUUGCAUUGAUAUCCUGACAAACAUCCAAAGCGCCUGCGCUAAUAUUAUCACACUUACGACGUCCUUGGACAGCUCAAAUAGCAUGGAGCUUACGCUCGAUGAACUGGACCACCCCAAGGUCGUCACUGAUGCUCUAGAGCUGGUCGACCGUCGCUUCAGAGCCAGUGCAUCCCUCCAAGAGGUUACCAUUGAGCUUUAUGAGGAUGGCCCGGAUUAUGGCAUAAGAAGAAAGAUGGAGAGUCAUGGGUGGAAAAUCCACACAACAGAAAAUGUGAGAGAGGAGGAAUUGGAGAGGCCUUGGAGUGAGAUUGAUUACGAUGAUUAUGUCUCCCGUAGUAUUAGCGGGGGAUACUACGACGAUGAUUACGAUGAUUACGAUAUCGACAAUGACAGCGACUUCUGGAGAAGGGCGGCUGACUAG